AUGGAAGCCGACUAUAUUAUUGCCGGAGGCGGCUUAACAGGCUGCGCGCUUGCCUCCCGCCUAAAACAGCGGAACCCAUCACUUGAUAUCCUGGUCAUCGAGGCCGGCGAGGAUGCUUCCAAUCAGCCCGAUACGCAGACUUUCCCGGGUCUUUUCUCUCUACUAGACUCCCCACUAGAUUGGACGUAUAAAACCGAAGCCCAGCCAAAUACUUGCGAUCGGACCCACGUGGUUCAUGCUGGGAAGGCAGUAGGCGGAGGAAGUACCAUCAAUUUUGGUGGCUGGAGCCGUGGCGAUGCUGCUGAUUACGAUGACUGGGCGAAGAUCGUUGGUGAUGAUCGAUGGAGUUAUAAUGGAUUACUUCCAUACUUUCGUCGGUCGGAAUCUUUCAAUUCUCAAGAUUCCCAUAAUCAUGGAUCUGAUGGUCCAGUAAAGAUCACGUCUGUUUCUGCAAGUGAUCCCAAUCGAAAGUAUCCAUUACGUGAACCAAUCAGACAGGCCUGGGAUGAGAUCGGUGUGCCUUUUAACUCCGAUGGUUGUUCGGGAAGCUCGUAUGGCGUUUGUGAAUUUUUGGAGACUUGGAAUCAGGGCAAGCGCCAGGCAUCACAGCAAGCGUAUAGCUUGGAUGGUGUCAAACUUAUCACAAAUAUGAUUGUUCAUCGGGUCAAAUUUGACGACACCAGCCCAGGAGAGCCAAGGAGAGCUUCAGCUGUUAUUCUUGCCAAUGGUGAGCGCAUCAAGGCUCGCAAGGAAGUCAUCCUGGCCGCAGGCAGUAUCAGAACGCCACAGAUUCUUAUGUUAUCCGGGAUCGGACCUGCCAAUGAGUUAUUCAAAUAUGAUAUUCCGCAGGUUAUUGAUAUGCCAGAGGUGGGAAAAAACUUAAAUGAUCAUUUCGCGGUCUAUCAGCUCUACAAGCUGCGCAAUCACGAGAGAGGCCUUGCACUUGGCAGCCCGGCUCUUUCGGAUCCUGCAUUUGUAAAGGGUCUUCCAACAGACUGGGCGACAAACCAAGACGUGCCAGCAGACAAGUUGGAGGCAGCAAUGCGCAAGGAUUAUAUACGAUUUGGUAAAAGCCAUCCGUCCCUGCUGAAGCCCGGACGCCCACUCGUUGAAUCCAUGAUUAUCUAUGCCCCAGCAGGUGUCCCCGAUGUUCCUAUGAACGGGAGCCUGGUCGUAAGCUCGGUAAUGCUGCUUGGUUCCACCUCUCGGGGAUCUGUAACAAUUGGAUCUGCAUCGCCGAAUGAUCCGCCUAAGAUUCUAUCGAAUUACUUUGACACCGAAGUCGACCGCGUAACAUUGAUUCAUGGUGCUCGUCGGACUAUGGAGGCGCUACUUGAUACGAAUGCGUUAGCGGAUUAUAUCGAGACUGAGGUGCCUCCACCUGGAAUGUCAGUACUUACCUCUGAGUCGUCAGAUGAGGAGUUUGAAGCGCGUAUUCGUGCAACUGGUAUGGCUCACCACCAUUCUGCGGGAACUGCUGCCAUGGGUAAGGUGGUAGACUCUGACCUACGCGUAUUUGGAGUCGGCAAUGUUCGGGUUGUGGAUGCAAGUAUCUUGCCUUUGAGUAUUGGGGGACAUCCGCAGGCUACAUUGUAUGCGAUUGCAGAGCAAGCAGCAGAUAUUAUUCUUGGAGCUGAAUCAAGUACUUAG
Messenger RNA from Penicillium angulare, 1650 nucleotides. RefSeq names its product GMC family oxidoreductase. The record is from RefSeq and is a predicted model, not a curated record. The transcript has a single exon. The coding region runs from base 1 to 1650 and encodes 549 amino acids. Gene Ontology annotation, molecular function: oxidoreductase activity, acting on CH-OH group of donors; flavin adenine dinucleotide binding. NCBI's taxonomy places the organism in Eukaryota, Fungi, Ascomycota, Eurotiomycetes, Eurotiales, Aspergillaceae.